CUUUCCGUUAUUCCAGGAAGUGUACGCACUACGCAGUGCUAACUUUAGCUGGUCUGAAUUUACAUUCUGACUUUCAUUGUUCGUCGUGGGCUAAAACAGCCAGUAAACAUGUCUGGAGGGACUCGUCUGGAGAACGCAAACCCGGUCAUUUUCCAGCGGUCUGGAGAGAGACUGUUGACGGCGUCAGAUGAGGAUGAAGACGUCCAUGAUCCGAUCGACGACAGAGAAAUAUUCGAUCUGAUCAGAGCCAUCAACGACCCAGAGCAUCCUCUGUCUCUGGAAGAACUCAAUGUGGUGGAGCAAGUCAGAGUCAAGGUGAAUGAUGCAGAGAAUACAGUGGGUGUUGAGUUCACACCCACAAUCCCUCACUGCAGCAUGGCAACACUCAUUGGUCUGUCAAUCAAAGUCAAGCUGCUACGCUCCCUGCCAGCCAGGUUCAAAAUUGAUGUUCACAUCACUCCUGGGACUCAUGCGUCAGAGGAAGCAGUGAACAAACAGCUGGCAGACAAAGAGAGAGUGGCUGCAGCUCUGGAGAACUCCUCGCUGCUUGAGGUGGUCAACCAGUGUCUGACCAACAGGAGCAUCUGAGCAGCCUAUCAUCUUCAUUUGUGCCUUCUUCAUUCAGCCUUGAAUGUAUUUUCAACGGUCAGAUCUGUUUGGCUCUUUCUUUGACAAGUGAGAUGUGUCAGCCAAGCUGUCUCUCUGUCUGUCCACAUACCGUAUCACCUCACUGAUGAACAGCUCUGACUUGUGGACACUUUCUGAUCCUGCAAAACAAAGUCACAGUUUGUUUUAGAAGUACAGGGAAAGAAACCAUGUUGACAACUGUGUCCACCCACAGAGAAUACUGCAGAAGGGAGAGAUUAUUCAAAUUGUGAAUUUGGGGGGAAAUAAAUUCUCCUAUUUAGAUUUAUAUUAGAAGAUACCGCCCUUUCUUAUAUAGUAUAUUGUCACAUGAGAAAACAAUUGGGACUCAUCUGCUUAGAGACUGUUCAGACACUUGUUUUCUGUACAUUAUUUUAAUCCUUCAAAAAUGUAAUUAAAUGUAAUUUAAAUUAAA
Messenger RNA from Solea senegalensis (Senegalese sole), 1060 nucleotides. It is a transcript of the gene ciao2b, whose product is annotated as cytosolic iron-sulfur assembly component 2B. Gene Ontology annotation, cellular component: cytosolic [4Fe-4S] assembly targeting complex. NCBI's taxonomy places the organism in Eukaryota, Metazoa, Chordata, Actinopteri, Pleuronectiformes, Soleidae. Gene Ontology annotation, biological process: iron-sulfur cluster assembly. The record is from RefSeq and is a predicted model, not a curated record. Bases 109 to 588 code for a protein of 159 amino acids. The transcript has 5 exons.